Messenger RNA from Poecile atricapillus (Black-capped chickadee), 1824 nucleotides. RefSeq names its product phospholipase A2 group VII (gene PLA2G7). The record is from RefSeq and is a predicted model, not a curated record. Lineage: Eukaryota; Metazoa; Chordata; Aves; Passeriformes; Paridae. The transcript is spliced from 11 exons. Gene Ontology annotation, molecular function: 1-alkyl-2-acetylglycerophosphocholine esterase activity. Bases 123 to 1736 code for a protein of 537 amino acids.
CCGUGACAUCUCACAGGCAGCCCCGCCCCGGGGCAGCUCGGCCGGGCGGCGGGGUACCGGGAGAGGGAUGGCCCCCUGUCUCCUUCCACAAGGAGAAAGCGUCAGAUAGAGCCUAGCCCGGGAUGCGGCUGCUUCCCCCCGCGCUCUGCGCAUCGCCGGGGCCAGCCUGGAGCGGAGGGGUCACCCCAGGUACGGCCACACCGCCCCGACACCCGCUCCGGCACGGGCAGCCCGACCUUGUCUCGCUAGGGGCCGAACCUGGGAUUCGUCAUUCCUCUUGGAAAAACGGCAGCGGCGUUGUGUUUCUCCGUGACAUCCCACUCCCCCUGAUGCACAGGCCGGUUUUCCUUGAGCAGCAGAAUUCUCCCUCUGUGCGGUUCGUAGCACCGCAAAUCUCCCGAGUGCCGGCGCGGCCUCGCCAGCCAAAGGUUUCAUCCCACUUUUCUGUAAGUGCACAGUGCUGUCUGCUCCUUGGGAUUCAGGAUACAACAAGGAAAAUCCCCAGUAGAACAGGUUCGUCGGUGAAGGCACCAAUGGAAAUGUGGAGCACCAGCAGCACUGAGAAGUUUUACAGGAUCCCUGAAGGAAAGGGACCACACUCGGUUGGAUGUACAGACCUGAUGACAGAAAAUGCAGUUGAGGGAAGCUUUUUGCGCCUGUAUUAUCCGGCAUAUGAUGCCACAGAUAUCGAAGAGGCACGAUGGAUUCCAGACAAAGAAUACUAUCAGGGACUCUCUGACUUCCUUAAUAUGUAUCGAGUUGUAGGAGAACGGCUUUUCCGUUACUAUGUUGGUUCAGUGACCUGUCCUGCAAAGUCAAAUGCUGCUUUUAAGCCAGGAGAAAAAUACCCACUUCUUGUUUUUUCCCAUGGACUUGGAGCUUUUCGGACAAUCUAUUCUGCUAUUUGCAUAGAGAUGGCAUCUCAGGGCUUUAUAGUGGCUGCUGUGGAGCACAGAGAUGAAUCUGCUUCAGCCACGUAUUAUUGUAAAAGAAGGUCCGUUUCUGAGUCACAGCAAGAGUCUACACCUAACAUGGAGAAGGAGUGGAUCUACUACAGGAAGCUGAAAACUGGAGAGGAGGAGCGUUGCUUGCGCCAUAAGCAGGUGCAGCAAAGAGCACAGGAGUGUAUCAAAGCUCUCAAUCUCAUUCUUAAAAUAAAUUCAGGAGAGGAAGUAACAAAUGUACUACAUUCAGAAUUUGACUGGAACAGCCUAAAGGAUUCUGUUGAUACUAGCAGAAUAGCUGUGAUGGGACACUCUUUUGGUGGUGCUACAGUUAUUGAAAGUCUCAGCAAAGAAAUAAGAUUCAGGUGUGGCAUUGCCCUCGAUGUAUGGAUGCUUCCUGUAGGUGACGACAUUUACCAAAACAGCGUCCAGCAACCACUGCUUUUUAUUAACUCUGAAAAAUUCCAGUGGGCUGAGAACAUCUUAAAGAUUAAGAAGCUCAUCUCCAGUGACACAAACAAGAAAAUGAUCACUAUCAAGGGGUCAGUCCAUCAGAGCUUUCCUGAUUUCACCUUUGUGAGCGGAGGAAUCAUUGCAAGAUUUUUCAAAUUAAAAGGAGAAAUAGAUCCAAAUGAAGCUAUUGAUAUCAGCAAUCAUGCUUCAUUAGCCUUCCUACAGAAACAUCUGAGUCUUAAGAAGGAUUUUGAUCAGUGGGAUUCUCUUGUGGAUGGCAUAGGACCCAAUGUUAUUCCUGGAACCAAUAUUGACACAUCUCCAGCUGAACCUGAAUAAGGAAUAUAAAGAAGUACUGAAAAUGCCAUGGACAUCAGGACACUAAUAUUGGUCAGACAUGUGGUGGCAUUAAACACCUACAAAUCUU